Messenger RNA from Chaetomium fimeti, 612 nucleotides. RefSeq lists its product as uncharacterized. The record is from RefSeq and is a predicted model, not a curated record. Lineage: Eukaryota; Fungi; Ascomycota; Sordariomycetes; Sordariales; Chaetomiaceae. The transcript is spliced from 3 exons. The coding region runs from base 1 to 612 and encodes 203 amino acids.
AUGCCCCGGGACACGGCCUGGCGAAUCCGCGGGACGAUCGUCCCAAUACCAACGAGCCGAGAGGAUGCCACGCGGUUCGCGAACCUAGCCGCAAACCGCCGAUCAACAUGGAGUGAUCUCGCCCUCAAUAUCUUCUCCGAUGCGUCAGUUCAGUAUCAGAGCAACGUGGGCGGGUAUGCAGUGGUCCAUCGACCGUUGAUGCCCAGCGAUGGCGGCAGUGACGAGGGGAACCACGACCACGACGAAUUCGUUGAGGCAGCGUGGCCAAUCGACCCGCUGCCCGAUUCCAACCUUGGAGAAAUGCUCGCGAUUGCUAAGAGUAUCGCCGUAGCAAUCCAACAGGUCAAGCACAACCGCGCGGCCUUCAUGGGGAAGAGGGUCAAUAUCACCAUCUUCAGCGACUCCAGGGUUUCCCUAGGAGUUCUGAACGGGGACAAGCUACGCGGCAGGUUCUCCCGCCUCGAGGACCAGUCCGGGGCCAACUGUGCCGCCAUGCGUGUUAGUCGCGAGGGCAAGGAGAUGGGCCAAGAGGCGUGGGGCGAAGUCGUCGGCCCGCAUACCGAAUGGUACAAGCUUGACAAGGAGGCGGACUCGGCGGUGUGGAACUGUUAA